Myotis daubentonii (Daubenton's bat) is the source of this 1197-nucleotide messenger RNA. RefSeq names its product period circadian protein homolog 1-like (gene PER1). Gene Ontology annotation, biological process: negative regulation of transcription by RNA polymerase II; circadian regulation of gene expression; entrainment of circadian clock by photoperiod. Bases 1 to 570 code for a protein of 189 amino acids. The record is from RefSeq and is a predicted model, not a curated record. Gene Ontology annotation, molecular function: transcription corepressor binding; transcription cis-regulatory region binding. Gene Ontology annotation, cellular component: cytoplasm; nucleus. NCBI's taxonomy places the organism in Eukaryota, Metazoa, Chordata, Mammalia, Chiroptera, Vespertilionidae. The transcript has 3 exons.
AUGUUCAUUGAGCCGCCCCCCUUUAACCUGUCCAAGGCGUUCGCAGACAGCAACUGCUGCGCGCCCCUGAUCUUCGUGCUCUCCCCGGGGGCCGACCCCAUGGCCGCCCUGCUCAAGUUCGCUGAUGACCAGACCCCUUCCCUGGGCAGGGACAUGGCCUCUGUGCUGAAGCAGGACCGGGAGCGGCUCCGGGCCAUGCAAAAGCAGCAGCCUCGCUUUUCGGAGGACCAGCGGAGGGAACUGGGCGCCGUGCACUCCUGGGUCCGGAAGGGCCAGCUGCCUCGGGUCCUUGAUGUGAUGGCCUGUGUGGACUGCGCUAGUAGCACCCAAAACCUUGGCCACCCUGAAGACCCACUCUUCUCAGGACUGGAUGGAUUGGGGCUGGAGCCCAUGGAGGAGGGUGGAGGCGAAGGUGGCUGUGGCAGUUGUGAGGAUGAGGGCAGAGAUGAGGCCCAGGCCCAAGCUGGGGCUGGGGUCUCAAGCUUUCAGGACCUGGCCAUGGAGGAGGAGGAGCAAGGUGGGAGCUCAUCCAGUCCAGCCUUACCUGCCACAGGAAAUGGCACCAGCUAAACUACAUCUGGAGGCCACCUCUAGGAGUACAUGAGAAGCUUCUUCCACAUCCAACUCUCAGAACUCAGAUGUGGCUGGACCAACCAAUAGCAAACUGUCCCAGCUUCUGCCGCUGUGGGGGCUGGACCCCCGUCACCAUCCGCCCAGAUCCAGGGGCUGCCUCUGGCCUCUAGGGCACAAAGGGUGGAACUCUCCAGAGAAGCCUCAGCUCCCACCCCUGUUGAGUCCUUUCUUCCCUGGACAGGGUUGCUGACAGGCUGCUGACGUGGCCUCUCCAAGUCCCAGCUGAGCCCUAGUCUUGGGAACUAAGGGUGGGGGCUGCACUUAUUUAUUGGGGAGGCAGUCCUCUCCUACCUCUUCCCCAGGUGGGAGAAGAAGGGCCCCGGGCUCAAGCAGGAGCCAGUGGUCCAAACCUCUAGCUGCUCCAGGGUGGGGGAGGGUGGUGGACCAUGGGGUCCCUGGUGCUGCCCCUCAGGGUGGGGGAGGUUGGUGGACCAUGGAGUCCCUGGUGCUGCCCCUCAGGUGGGACCCAGGCGUUCUCAGCUGUACCCUCUACCUAAGACAUUUGUGUUUUUGAUAUUGUGUCUGUUAAUAUUUUUAAUACAAAAAAUAAAAAUAAAACCCAGG